GCUCCGCCCCUUCCCGGUGCGCUCCGCGCGCGGUGAGGUCAUUCUGCGCCUCCACACAGCGGAAGCGGCCCUCCCCGCGCACCCUGAACCCCUGGCGCUCGGCCCCGCCCUCAUCUCGCGCGCGCUCCAGAACUGGCGAUCAGGUGCUUGCCGGCCUGCCCUCCCUGGCCCACAGAAGUGCAGUCCACCUGCAGCCAGGCGUUUAAAAGUGCCUGGUCCCUGCGAGUGAAGUAGGGACAGCCUCACCAUGUGUGAGGGACUGAUGGAGAGGUAUGUGGCUGCCAUGUUGCUGAGUGCAGCUGGAGAUGCCUUGGGGUACUUCAACGGGAAGUGGGAGUUUCUCCGUGAUGGGGAAAAGAUUCACCAGCAGCUGGCCCAGCUUGGUGGUUUGGAUGCCAUAGAUGUGGAGAGGUGGAGAGUUAGCGAUGACACGGUGAUGCACCUGGCCACUGCAGAGGCUCUUGUGGAAGCCGGCAAGGUCUUGGAUUUGGCUCACCUGUAUUCCCUACUUGCUAAGCAUUACCAAGACUGCAUGGAAGACAUGGAUGGCCGCGCACCAGGAGGUGCUUCAGUGCAGAAUGCCUUGCUGCUGAAGCCGGAUGAGGCCAAUGGCUGGAGGAUUCCCUUUAACAGCCAUGAGGGUGGCUGCGGGGCGGCUAUGCGUGCCAUGUGCAUCGGCCUCCGGUUCCCUCACCGCAGCCAGCUGGACACGCUGAUCCAGGUGAGCAUCGAGAGCGGCAGGAUGACCCACCACCACCCUACAGGCUACCUGGGAGCCCUUGUUUCUGCUCUUUUUACAGCCUAUGCUGUGAAUGGCAAGCCUCCCAGGCAAUGGGGAAAAGAACUGAUGGAGGUGCUACCAGAAGCUAAAAAGUACAUUAUCCAAUCAGGCUACUUUUUGGAGAAGAACCUUCAACACUGGUCCUACUUUCAAGACCAAUGGGAAAAAUACCUAAAACUUAGAGGGAUUUUGGAUGGCAAGUCAGCCCCUAUCUUCCCCAAGCCCUUUGAUGUCAAGGAGAGGGAUCAGUUCUAUACCUCCGUAAGCUACUCUGGCUGGGGUGGCAGCAGUGGCCACGACGCCCCCAUGAUUGCCUACGAUGCCAUCUUGGCUGCGGGAGACUCCUGGAAGGAGCUUGCCCACCGAGCCUUUUUCCACGGGGGAGACAGCGAUUCUACUGCUACUAUUGCUGGCUGCUGGUGGGGAGUUAUGUAUGGUCUGAAAGGAGUGAGCCCCUCCAACUAUGAGAAACUGGAAUACAGAAACCGGCUGGAGAAGACAGCCAGGGUUUUGUAUGCUCUGGGCUCAAAGGAGGACACUGUUAUUGCCCUUUAGUGAGAUGUGAUGUCAUCUCUUGUUUUUUCCCUCUUGUGUGGUCCAGUUUCUUUUCACUUUUUCCCAGGUCAAGAGUUUUAACCUUAUACUCCAGGAGUUUUGAGAUGACAUGUCCCUUAAGCACCUGAAGCUCAUUUUUCCAAACUCACCCUAUCCCCCCAAAUCUGUCCCUCUUUCCAUCCUAAAGAAUCCUUAUCUCCAUUGACAGAGUCAGUGUCUCCCCAAGGUAGAAGUCUUCAAGCCUCACACUUGAGUCUUCAUGUUCAUCAUCUAAACUUUGACUAAGUUUUUUCUGUUUGUUUCAGGUUGAGUUCCCCAAAGGUGGACUCUCAGACAAGGAUUUAAAUACAAGUCAUUUAGUGGGGAGGUGACUCCAGGAAGUGAUGAGAAUGGGGAAUUGAGACAAGGAGGGCAGGGAGGCCAGUACGAUGUACAUUACUGAGCACAUUACCACUGAGGGCAUUGGGAGUUAGUCCAUCUGGGUUCUUGGGGUAAGCCAUGGCUCAGAGGAGUUCCAACUGAGGAGCAAGCAAACUAAGGUGUUUAUCCAUCUGACAGUGGUUGAGGACCUCUCCUAGGGAUGCUCACUCCCUGGCACUUCUCAUCCGGCCUCUUGUGCAAGCCACACCCAGCUGUCUUUAGGCAAAGACUCAGCUGCUUGCAGCAGCAUACAGUGCAUUGGAGCAGUGAGGGUGAUAAUGUGGGGUUCCAACAGCAUCUCUGCCAGGUAGUUCUACCUCAGUAUCCUUCAUAUCUACUACCUCUUUUACCUUUCUGCACCAUCCAUCUCUCAGCUGGAUUUCACAGCCCAGGCUACUCAGGUAUGGGAGGUGCCACUCCUAGGCGUGCUCUGUACGUCACUGGCCGUGACACUUCACGUGUUGCCGGUUUCGUUGUCCAUCUGCUUGUCUUUAUUCUCCAGACACAACCUAGCACAGUGUCUGUGAACAUGGGAGGUACUAAAUUCGUAUAUAUGAAGUGAAUGUUGUUAAUUAACCUGCCUGGUGCCUUAACUCCAUUCUUGACUCCCUCCUUGCCCUCCAGAGUUCUCUUUACAAAUAACAGAUCAGUCAUGCUGAACUUCUACUCACAGUCCAGUGAAUGUGCACCCCCUUUCCUCAUUUCUUGAUGCUCUUCCCUCUCCUUUUUCACCUGGUAGAUUCUUACUCAUCCCUCAAGCCCCAGCUCAGGUAGAAGCUUCUAGGUGAAACCUGGUCUGAUUGUUCAGGGACUGGGCCACUUUCUUCUCUUAUGCCCACAGCCCUCUGUCUCCAGCCCUGUCACCACACUGAUCCUGUUGUGUGGUCGUUGGGUGUCUUCUGAGGACAAUCUCAGAUUCCUUGUGAGGAAUUGUUCUCUUUGUGGCCUCCCUGCCUGGCCCACGAGAUACAUUCAGUAAACAUUACUUUGGAAGUUC
Molecule: messenger RNA, 2753 nt
Organism: Lutra lutra (Eurasian river otter)
Lineage: Eukaryota; Metazoa; Chordata; Mammalia; Carnivora; Mustelidae
Gene: ADPRH
Product: ADP-ribosylarginine hydrolase
Exons: 5
Coding region: 248-1336 (362 amino acids)
Biological process (GO): protein de-ADP-ribosylation
Molecular function (GO): magnesium ion binding; ADP-ribosylarginine-[protein] hydrolase activity
Source: RefSeq, a predicted model, not a curated record